Molecule: messenger RNA, 1872 nt
Organism: Rhodamnia argentea
Lineage: Eukaryota; Viridiplantae; Streptophyta; Magnoliopsida; Myrtales; Myrtaceae
Product: transcription factor bHLH130-like
Exons: 8
Coding region: 355-1539 (394 amino acids)
Biological process (GO): regulation of transcription by RNA polymerase II
Cellular component (GO): nucleus
Molecular function (GO): protein dimerization activity; RNA polymerase II cis-regulatory region sequence-specific DNA binding; DNA-binding transcription factor activity, RNA polymerase II-specific
Source: RefSeq, a predicted model, not a curated record
AAACAAAUUUCAUUUGCUGCUCCCGUUGCUUCUUCCAUUUAUAUGUGACCCUCUCAGCUCUUCUUCUUUCCAUUGUGUCUGAGACUUCGCUCUACUCCAUACAGUUACCCAAAAACGACUCGUUGUGUAUCGAGUUGGUUUGAUUUGAGACUGUUUUCGACUCCCCCUGUUUUGAAGCCACUUGGAAGAAGCAGAACCAGAAGGCAGAAACCCAGAAAGAUAAUGAGUUGAUUUUCAUUGCUGGAAUAAAAAGUUCGAACUUUGAUUUUAAACAAGCGGCAAGUUCUCCAGGAGAUCGAUCGUUACUCAUAACUUGCAGCUAGGCAGAGCUGUUAAGGCAUCUUCAUAAAUGCGAUGAGUCUCUUGUUCAGUCCGAGAGCGGAAUGUUUAGAGGGAGAGCUGAAAAAGGAUCCAGAAUUCAUGGACUCGGUCAUGCUUAUGCAUAACCCACCGCAUUUGCAGCAGCUGAAUUCCUCGUUAAUGCGAUAUCAGUCUGCUCCAAGCUCUUUCUUCGACUGUUUGGUCAAUGGCAAUGGUUGUGACAUCGGAUGUGAGGAUUCCAGCUAUCUUCGUCCUUUGAACCCUGAAAUGGAUGCUGCCAUAGUCAAACUCAUGUUGAUUGAUAGUUUUGAAUCUAAUGAUAUGCAAGAGGAUGACCAGAGAUACGUAGAGCAAGAGUUGGAAGUUGUUUUCAGGAAUACCAUAUCUCAGGCCAUGGAUGGUCCUACGCCAGUGCAACGCCAUCUGGAUCAUGAAAUUUCAUCGAACUCCAUUGGAUUUGUGAGCUUCUUUGAUGAAGCCUAUUCCAUGGUUUUGCAGAGUAAUGCCCCUGCAGAAUUGGGUAGCGGAAAUCACUCCAAUCUUCUCCGGCAGAGUAGCUCCCCAGCUGGUUUCCUUUCAGACGCUGCUGUUGAAAUUGGCUUUGAUGCUAGAAGAGAUUCUCAGGAUCUUGAAACGCGUAAAGGAGAUGGUUCUUUUUGUAGUAAAUCCAAAUCAAAUGGUCAAACAGAUUUGAGGUCGACAUCAAUUUCAGCCUCAAGGCAUAUGUCUCAGAUUGCUGAAAUGGAGAAUGAGAACAAACUAGAUUGUGUCAGAAAAUCUUGGAAAAAUACCACAUUCAAUGGCCUGAAGAGAGAGAGAGAGGAGGAUGCAAACUUGUCUUACAGCAUACACACUGUGGAGAAUCAGGACAACAUGACCCAAAACAGGACGUAUGGGUUGACGCGCCAUUUGAGCUUGAGCAAGACGUCUACUGAAAUGGAUACUGUGGGAAAUAUUUUGCAAUUUCAAGAUUCCGUUCCAUGUAAAAUUCGUGCAAAACGAGGUUGUGCCACCCACCCAAGAAGCAUAGCUGAGAGAGUGAGAAGAGGGCGCAUCAGUGAAAGAAUGAGAAAAUUGCAAGAUCUUUUCCCAAACUUCGACAAGCAAACGAGCACAGCAGAUAUGCUGGAUAUGGCAGUUGUGUACAUUAAGGACCUUCAGGAACAGGUCAAGCUGCUCAAUGACAGUAAGGCGAAGUGCAUGUGUUCAAGUAAAUAAUACUAAGAACGCUCUUCUGGUACUUUUCUGCUCUCUGCGGCUCCACAUUCCCCAAAUUCACUUUGUGAAAGUGGCAGACUUGAUCAAUUUGCGUAUUAACAUGAAUCUACUAGAGCUGAAGUUCCUCCAAUUGAAGAGGCAUGUUUCAAAGAUUGUGCUAGACGUGGGAGCAGGCAGGAAGACAAGGUUGGCUAGGUGAACUACAGUUGAAAGUUUUCAAAAUGUACGCUUUUCUCGAGAGCGCUUUGCCUUGUAUCAUAAUUGACAACGGAUGGAAAGUGAUUGCUUUCACAAGAAAAGUUGUAUGGCGCAAUGAAAUUUAGGAGUUAUUCC